AUGUGUCGAUUUGCUGCUUUAGUGCUCUUCGCGCUUACUUUCAACUACGUUCGUAGCGACUUGGUUCAGCCAGAGGAGGUCAGCAGCAAAACAGAAGAUGCCACGCAACCUCAUGUCGACCCGAAACCUCUUGUUGUACCAGCCGAAGAAACAAAAGCACCUAGGGAGCAAUCUGUUAGCUUCAGCGGCUUAGAUGGUCUACACAACUUCUUUGAAGGCUUGUUCAAACUACCACUCCUUGAGCCAAUCACUCUCUCAUCUCUACCAAACUUCUUCAGAUCGCCGCAAACAGCCGAUUAUUGCAUUCCCAAGCUGAAAAGAGAGUUCAAAGAAAAUAACGCUUACUUUCACGAUGUACAAAAGCAAGUUGAAGAGAACAACAUCGCCGGUGCCUAUGACGUCGUUUUUGCAAAGGCAAGAGAAAUUUGCACUGUUGAGCAAGUAGAAAGAAUGAAGGCCCUGGACGAAAAGUAUGCCACUAUCAAGCAAAAUGUACAAACCCUGGCGCCUGUAUACAACAAACAGACCAAGGACCAGGUGCUGCAGUGGCUGAGAGACGACAACUUCUUGGCACUUUCCGGGUUUCUCGUAAAAGAGAGUUUGGCCAAUAUGCACAACGCAACAUUGAACUCGAAACUAACACAGACCUCACUUCAACUGGGCUCUAUGCAAUUCGAUCAGUUCCUUGAUCCCAUAUGA
Molecule: messenger RNA, 699 nt
Organism: Cylicocyclus nassatus
Lineage: Eukaryota; Metazoa; Nematoda; Chromadorea; Rhabditida; Strongylidae
Source: the annotation of a GenBank genome assembly